CAAGUAGUGCUUUCGUCGAUAUGAAAGUUCGCGAAAAACUUGAGUUGAAGGCUUGUGGUCACGGGCUGAUUAAAUCACAUGAUGACUUGGCCAUGACGUAGAUGUCUGCAUUCAGCAGGUGAGACGAAGUGCAGCCUUGUUUGGGGAGGUGUUACAAGAAGAAGGCUUGAUAGUUCAAGCAUAAAGACCCUCGGAUUUCUGCUUUCUGCUUUCUGCUUUCUGCUUUCUGCUUUUCUGUUUAUGAUCUCUAUCAAAUCUUAUCUUAGAAGAAACAUCCAAGCAAAAUUACCAACAUCACAAAUCCACUUUUCAUCCAAUCCACAUCUCAAUAUGCCUCUCGUCGAUCCAAUCACCAACAGUGCUGCCGGUGGCGAUGAUAAGAAUCAACAGUGGUUGAACAAGUUGGCUGGGAAGAAAAUUGGUGAAGUUAGUAAUGAGACUGUAUGUUGAUUCAGAGCUUUAGUCAAGUAAUAUCGACUCAGUAUAUACUCUACUAACACUUCAUCGAUAGACUUUCGCAAAGCAAGAUCUUCCUGAAGAGCAUAGAAUCAUUGAGCCUGGCUCGAUGGUUACAAAGGAUUUCAAGGAGAACAGGUUAGCACCCAUGUUAUGUAGUGUGCAAAUCUCGAAAUACUAACCAUUAACUUAAAUUUAGACUCAACAUUCAUCUCAACGAAGAUGGAACUGUUUCUCACGUCAACCAUCAGUAGGAAGGGAGAAGGUUGUAUGGUGGGAAUAGAGCUUUUGAGUUUCGAGAGUGUAUUAUCCGAUGAAUUUUAAUGAAUAUUUAUGACAAUAUAUAAAUCUACUGAGA
This is a messenger RNA of Sclerotinia trifoliorum, 814 nucleotides long. The record is from the annotation of a GenBank genome assembly. NCBI's taxonomy places the organism in Eukaryota, Fungi, Ascomycota, Leotiomycetes, Helotiales, Sclerotiniaceae.